Molecule: messenger RNA, 1791 nt
Organism: Tigriopus californicus
Lineage: Eukaryota; Metazoa; Arthropoda; Copepoda; Harpacticoida; Harpacticidae
Product: serine hydroxymethyltransferase, mitochondrial-like
Exons: 1
Coding region: 233-1708 (491 amino acids)
Biological process (GO): L-serine catabolic process; regulation of oxidative phosphorylation; purine nucleobase biosynthetic process
Cellular component (GO): nucleus; cytoplasm; mitochondrial inner membrane
Molecular function (GO): zinc ion binding; pyridoxal phosphate binding; cobalt ion binding
Source: RefSeq, a predicted model, not a curated record
UUGUCUAUGAUCAUCAAAGUUAUCAACCUUGAUCGAAGGAGAUGAUAUGAUUGAAUAUGCCAUUUCCCGUCAGCUUAGCGCUGGGUUAUAAAACCGGAUGGUUAUGUGUCCUCCCGUCAAUCCAGUGUCUACCACCAUACCAUUCAACCAUUUGCGAGGAGGCUCAUAAACCGGAUUUGGUCAAUGGUUGCGAGCGUACUACCAAUCUCGACUCCAUUUUUAUCCCACAAACAUGAUUCGCUCGAGUGCAGCCCGAUUCAAUGUAUGGGGCGUGGCCUCCCCGCUGAGGCGUGCCACCGAGACUCGUCUGCGAUCCCUGUGGACCGGACAGGAGAGCUUGUGCCAAGACGAUCCGGAAAUGUGGGACCUAGUUCAAUCCGAGAAACGUCGGCAAAAAUCCGGGCUAGAACUGAUCGCCUCGGAGAACUUUUGUAGUCGAGCCGCAUUGGAGGUCACGGGCUCGUGCUUGAACAACAAAUAUUCCGAAGGCUAUCCCGGACAACGGUAUUACGGCGGUACGGAGGUCAUCGAUCAGAUCGAGCUGCUCUGCCAAGAAAGAGCCCUGGCUGCCUACAGACUGUCUCCCGAGCAAUGGGGGGUCAAUGUCCAGCCGUACUCCGGCUCGCCGGCCAAUUUUGCCGCUUAUACGGCCGUGCUCCAACCCCAUGAUCGCAUCAUGGGACUGGAUCUACCUGCGGGUGGACAUUUGACCCACGGGUUCAUGACCGAGAAGCGCCGGGUGUCAGCCACGUCGGUGUAUUUCGAAUCCAUGCCUUACGGCUUGAAUCAGACCACGGAGCUCAUCGAUUACGAGCAAUUAGAGAAGAAUGCCGUGCUGUUCAAGCCCCGGAUGAUCAUCGCCGGGUAUUCGGCCUACUCCCGACUCCUGGACUACCCGCGUUUCCGGGCCAUUUGCGACCGGGUCGGGGCAUAUCUCUUGGCGGAUAUGGCUCAUAUUAGCGGUCUGGUCGCCGGGGGGGUCAUCCCAGGGCCCUUUGAGCAUGCCGAUCUGGUCACGACCACCACCCACAAAAGUCUCCGUGGCGUUCGAGCUGGACUCAUUUUCUACCGCAAAGGUCAAAAAGGCGUGGAUCGAGCCGGUCAGCCUAUUAUGUAUGACCUCGAGUCUAAGGUGAAUAACGCCGUGUUUCCGGCGUUGCAAGGCGGACCUCACAACCACGCCAUUGCCGGCGUGGCGGUGGCCCUUCGACAGGCCCAAUCGCCCGAGUUCAAGGCCUACCAGGAGCAAACCCUGAAGAACGCCCAAGCCAUGUGUCAAGCCAUGAAGACCAAAGGCUAUAAAGUGGUGUCGGAUGGCACGGACAACCAUUUGAUCUUGGUGAAUUUGAAGCAGUCUCAAGGCAUUGACGGCGCCCGUGUGGAGACUAUUUGCAAUCGGGUGUCCAUUACCUUGAACAAGAACAGCGUGCCCGGCGAUAAGAGCGCUAUGGUGCCGGGAGGCGUUCGAUUGGGUGCGCCCGCGCUCACAUCCCGAGGAUUGCAGGAGGCGGACUUUGAAAAAGUGGUAGAGUUCAUUCAUCGGGCCGUGACGAUAGCCAGGACUGCCCAGGGACAGACCCAAAAGCUCAAAGAUUUCGCUCAGUUUGUCGAGUCGGACCCGGGCAUCGUGCAAGCGUGCCAGGAGCUCAAACGCGAGGUCAACGAAUUUGCCUUAAAAUUCCCCAUGCCCGGUUUUGAGCACCAUUAAGUUCAUUCAUCUAUAUAUACGCUAACAUCAUAGUGGGCUCAGGAAGGGACCAAUGUUUAAUAAAUAAAUGACGACUCAUCACA